This is a messenger RNA of Cyanidioschyzon merolae strain 10D, 2289 nucleotides long. Its product is annotated as similar to hedgehog protein. The transcript has a single exon. Gene Ontology annotation, biological process: cell fate specification; regulation of gene expression; cell-cell signaling. NCBI's taxonomy places the organism in Eukaryota, Rhodophyta, Bangiophyceae, Cyanidiales, Cyanidiaceae. Gene Ontology annotation, molecular function: calcium ion binding; patched binding. The record is from RefSeq and is a predicted model, not a curated record. Bases 1 to 2289 code for a protein of 762 amino acids.
AUGGUUAUAAUCAGAGUUAAACCUACUGUUUGCUUCUUUCUUUACCUGUUUGUGAGCUUUGCUGUUCGCACGCUCGUAGCUACUCCCGUGAAUACGGUUUCUUGGACUUGGGUAGGGGGCAAUCAGCGUACCGACGGGUCUGGAAUCUACGGCAACAAGAGUCUUCCAGCAACGGGCAACACGCCAGGCGCGCGGCAUGGCGCCGCUAGUUGGUCGGGUCCGAACGGUCACUACUUAUUCGGUGGUGAAGGGAAAGCAAACGCAAGCAUAGGACACCUGAACGACCUAUGGGUGUUCAAUAAAUCAUCCUUGGAGUGGACGUGGAUUGGUGGGUCAUCGGUUCCCGACCAGUCUGGUACCUAUGGGACGCUCGGGAAGGCGAACUCGUCUAAUAUGCCUGGUGCUCGGGAAAACGCCGCGUUUUGGCAGACAUCUACUGGCAUCUUCUACCUUUUUGGAGGAUACGGUCUUGAUAAGAACGGAGACAUUGGUCGUUUGAACGACUUGUGGCAGUACGAUCCGUUUACAGAAAACUGGACUUGGAUCGCAGGGAACGACACAGUGGACGCGCCUGGCGCUAGCGGACAAAAAGGAAGCUUCAGCAGCAGUUUUAGUCCGAGUGCUCGGGAUGGUGCUGCCUUUUGGACUGAUAUGAAUAAUAACCUGUGGCUCUUUGGUGGUACCGAUCACAUAUUUCGUGAUCGUGCGGACUUAUGGGUAUUCAACACCACUACAUCCGAAUGGGGUUGGGUCGGAGGUAGCCUAGUUGGCAAUGAGUACGGUAAUUACAGCGCUCCUGGUGUUGGAAACUCCUCAAACGCUCCCGGUGCACGACACGCUGCGUCCACGUGGGUUGAUCUUGAUGGUAAUCUGUGGCUGUUUGGUGGUAGGGGCUACGGGAACAGCACGACGCAGUACGGCAACCUCAACGAUCUAUGGAUGUACAACAUAAGCACCGGUAUCUGGGUCUAUGUCACUGGAGGGAAGACUUCAAACAAUUUCGGCGUUUACGACGUCUUUGGAGGGUAUUCUGCGAUGAAUACGCCUGGUAGUCGGUUAGGUAGCGUCAGUUUUGUGGACUCUUUGGGUAAUCUUCAGCUAUUUGGUGGCGCCGGGCUGGCCGCUGCAUCUAGCCUCAGCGGAUGCUUGAAUGACCUCUGGGUAUUUGAUCCGGAGCUUGGACAAUGGGCGUGGAUCAACGGUAGUGCAAUGCCGAACAGUUUGAGCUUCUACGGAGUCGUUAACGAGACCAAUAGUUCAGUCAAACCGGGUGGUCGAUUUGGCUCUACUAUAUGGGUCUCUCAAUCAAAUGACGCGACGUUUGCGGCAUUUGAUCCAGUUCUAUUUGGCGGCUUUGGCUAUGCAAAUGGGUCAGUUCCUAUCACCGGGUUACUUAAUGAUGUCUUUUCUCUAUCGGAGGUAUUCGUUUCGCCGUAUCCUACUCCUACACCAACUCCAACUAUAACGCCUACAGCAAGUCCGGCAGUGUCGGUGUCGGCGUCGUACUCUGCGACAAUGUCAGCAACAACGAACGUAACAGAGGUCCCAGUAGGCACAGGCUCCGCGGUAUGCUUCCCUGCGGAGGCCUCUGUAAUGGUUGAUCGUCUAGGCAAUACGGUGCUGAUGAGCGAGUUGCGCCCGGGUAUGGUGGUGAUUGGCGUCAAUGGACGUGGGCAGCUCGUCGAGGAUACUGUACUGGGAUGGUUGCAUAACGAGCCUGGUGCUGUAGUGGAGAUCCUUGCGAUCAAGACGCUUUCUGGGAAGCAGCUACGCUUGACGAGGCAGCAUCUGGUGUAUCGGAUGCACGAACACUCAAGAGUCCUGGAUGGCAGUAUAAUAACUAUUGCGACAGGUCAUUUACGGAACCAGCAGCAGCGCAUACAUAAGAGCCUUGAGCUUGAGACCUCUGCCAUUGAGGCAGCGUUCGCAGAAGAUAUCCGCAUUGGCGACGCUCUGCUGGACGUUGCCUCGGAUCUCCCGGAUCCGGUAGUCGCGAUCGACACUCUUGUUACGCGUGAUGGCCUCUAUGCACCGCUGACGCGCUCAGGGCGUCUUGUUGUCGACGGCAUUCUCGUGAGCUGCUACGGAACGUAUCCGUCUCAUGUUGUCGCGCAUGCUGUUCUAUGGCCUGCACGUGUAGGUGCGCUGCGUACCAUAUGGGGUUCAAUGCUCGGCACAGACAGUACGGUCGGUAUCAUGCCGUACGCAGAAGGGUUGUAUCGCAUGUGGACGAUAGCAGCGCGCAUUUUGAAGGAGGCUCGUGUGAGUGUUGUGGCUGCUGCCUGCUGA